This is a messenger RNA of Anisakis simplex (herring worm), 249 nucleotides long. The record is from the annotation of a GenBank genome assembly. Lineage: Eukaryota; Metazoa; Nematoda; Chromadorea; Rhabditida; Anisakidae.
AUGUUGGCGUCCGGAUUGCCGGUUCUGGUUAUUGGAGCGACUCUUGUUACGAUCGGAGCGAUCACGCAAGUGAUUGAGCGAAUCAACGAGCAAAUGAUACCAUUGAAUCGAAUAAUUUUAAUGGCUAUCGGUGGUAUAUGCUUGAUAGCGUCAUCAAUUGUUUUCACGGUAUUCUUUUCGAAUGAGCGCAACGAAAAUGAACGCAACGAUAAUGAGAUUCUGUUGGCAAUCAUGGUAAUGGAUCAGUAG